Molecule: messenger RNA, 809 nt
Organism: Laccaria bicolor S238N-H82
Lineage: Eukaryota; Fungi; Basidiomycota; Agaricomycetes; Agaricales; Hydnangiaceae
Exons: 2
Coding region: 213-773 (186 amino acids)
Source: RefSeq, a predicted model, not a curated record
CCCCUCUUUGCUGCAGCCAACCCCCUCCAGGUGACGCGCUCAACGCUAUGCCAUGUGGAGCUUGGCUCCCAUCACGUCCUCGCCUUCAAGAGGCCAUUUCGUUUGUGCGCUCGAGCAUGCGAACUGCAAACAAAAACACGCGUUGGAAUGGGAACAGCUCAGUACAACAUACAUCCAGCAGUGGGGAUUAGCUGGAACAUGAGAGAAGGCCCAUGAAGCAGGGGAUCUACAAGAUUGACUGCACGGCGCACGCACGCGCGCACGACACUUUAUCACCACCAGGGCGACCGUUACCGACUCUCACACUCCCCAUCUGUCCCUCCCCACAUCCCUCCCAUCAACAGUCGCCAUUCAAGUUCAUCACGACGUCGCCUCUCAGUGACAUUGUCCCAACUCAGCCAUGCCACAACCAACACCCUGAUGUGGUAUUUGGAGCCCAUCCAAACCCACAGACCCAGUCCGUCCCAACACAGGCAAGUCUCUCACAAGCAACCAGUUUGCUACACCCAUCUCCAGCUGUCCCCUUCCGUCGUCGCAACUGGCACCCACAUUGCCGCCCCUUCAAAAACCAACACCCAAAACUACCUCACCAUCCCACCACGCGCCAUUCCCGCCUUGCACUCCAACCUCUCCGCGCGGUCCUCCUCCUUCUGCAUGAGUCCUGCACUCUCACACGUAUGUUGUGGUGUGCUCACAUAAAUCUUGGGAAAUGGAAGGCUGGGUUUAGUUUUGAAGUUCUCUUUUCCCCCCCCAGUAUACUACCUGUCAUGUAGAUAUUAUUAUCUGCAAUAUCAUGUGCAUUUCAUGAA